This is a messenger RNA of Telopea speciosissima, 1095 nucleotides long. Its product is annotated as probable transcription factor At3g04930. The record is from RefSeq and is a predicted model, not a curated record. Gene Ontology annotation, biological process: regulation of DNA-templated transcription. The transcript has a single exon. Gene Ontology annotation, cellular component: nucleus. Bases 1 to 1062 code for a protein of 353 amino acids. Lineage: Eukaryota; Viridiplantae; Streptophyta; Magnoliopsida; Proteales; Proteaceae.
AUGGCCUCCACCCCAACCCCAAGCCCUAUCCCUCCACAAUCACAAACCCCACACCUUUCCAUUAAGACCGCAGCUCGCAAGCUCCCUAUCAAACGCAAAACACCUGACACUCCAUCCCGAUCAUCUCCGGUUCCGAACCGGAUCCCCAAACUUGAAACCGCACACGAUGAAGACGAUAACAUCAUCGACGGCGAAGACCUCGAAGACGCAGCGGGAGACGAUCUCAAGCCCCCUCCCUUCAAAUACCAUCGCAUAUGGCCAGAAUCAGACGAAAUUCGAUUCCUCCAAGGCCUCCUCGAUUGCUCCGCCGAGAGUUUUCUCUUCCCACGAGAUCUUUCUCUUUUCUACGAUCGUUUCUCACAGACCAUGCCUCAGCCUUACACCAAGUCCCAGCUCUCCGAGAAGCUUCGCCGCCUCCGUAAGAAGUUUCGUGUCAUCUCCACCCGAAUUUCACGUGGGCUCAAUCCUUCGCUUCUCAGUCCGCACGAUAGUGCGCUCUUCGAUCUUUCGAAGCAGCUCUGGCAUCCUUCAUAUGCCUCUUCGACUCCCUUUCAGUCUAAUAAGCGGAAGUCCUCCGAGGUUAGGGUUAGGGUUAGCUUCUCUCCUAAUCCUUCUGCAUGUCUUUCUCCCCCUCCUGUUCCAGCGGUUCAAGACCCAAGCUGCGCCAAUAUCAAUGACGCUAAUUUUGUCGAGGAAGACACCGAAUUGAAUUUAGAGUCCCAUCUCUGCAGUGAACAGGAACAAUGUUUACCGAUAGGCGAUGAUUUUGAUGGUUUCAGUGGCAGUGGCGGUGGUGGGCUCGGACGAUUCGCAGCCAAGACCAUUAUUGAUGUGUUCGAUAGAUCCCUCAAAGAGUUGAGAAUGAAACUGAUUCGCCAGGGGCUGCUUUAUCCUGACCAGAAGUCUACUUCUACCACAGCUGGUUCGUCGAAACAGGUAAAAGCAGUAGAUUUUGAGAAGAGGUGGCGAGAGCAACGGGCAGUGGAGCUGGAUGUGUUGGCUCGUCGCUUGAGGUUGGUUCUUGAGAAUGCCAAUACGAUGAGAGCACCUCAACAACUGUAAAUCGAAUAUAUAAAACAUCAAGUUUUUCUUCUA